This is a messenger RNA of Malurus melanocephalus (red-backed fairy wren), 2495 nucleotides long. It is a transcript of the gene ORC6, whose product is annotated as origin recognition complex subunit 6. NCBI's taxonomy places the organism in Eukaryota, Metazoa, Chordata, Aves, Passeriformes, Maluridae. Gene Ontology annotation, molecular function: DNA binding. The record is from RefSeq and is a predicted model, not a curated record. Gene Ontology annotation, biological process: DNA replication initiation; DNA replication. Gene Ontology annotation, cellular component: nuclear origin of replication recognition complex. The transcript has 7 exons. Bases 26 to 826 code for a protein of 266 amino acids.
UGCGUGCGCGCCAGGCGCGGCGGAGAUGGAGCGCGGGGCUGUGCGGGCCAUGGCGGCCCGGCUGGGCCUGGCCGAGUCCGCCSUUCUCAGAAAAGCUGAGGAGUAUCUACGGCUGUCGCAGGUGAAAUGCACGGGAUUAAUGGCUCAAAUGACGGCGACAAGCAGUGCUGUGAUGUGCCUGGACCUGGCGGCGAGUUUCAUGAAACAACCAAUUGACAAAAGCUAUUGUGUCAAACUCUCYGGUUUGAACAAGACCACCUACCAGAGCUCCAUGAAGUCUUUGGAGUGUUUGCUAGAGGUGAACCAAAAGCUGGGGAUGCGAGACUUGGCUGUGCAGUUUUGCUGCUCAGAGGCAGUGAACAUGGCUUCAGAAAUCCUGCAGAGRUAUGAAUCCAGCCUCUCGGAGGCACAGCGAGUGGACCUGGAUUUCUCAAAACCCCUGUUUCUAACAGCUGCACUCUGCACUGCAUGCAGGUGUUUGAAGCUAAAAGUGGACAAGACUAAAAUGCUGGCUACAUCUGGAGUGAAAAAAGCAAUAUUUGACCGACUGUGCAAUCAGCUGGAGAAGAUAAGCCAGCAACUCAGCAAAGAAAUUCCACCAGCUGCAGAGACACCUGACAGCUUGCAGACCGCCCUGGAGCAGUGUGMGCAGGAAGAGGGCUCUGAAGAUGAUGAGGAGAUGCCAUCUAAACGGCCAAAGACUGAAACAAAUCAGGACUAUGARGAAUGGAAAAAGAAAAUCCUGGAAAAUGCUGCUAAGGCACGAGAGACAAGUAGCACUGACUCUGCACUGCCASCCAGUAAUGUAACUGCUGCUUGCUCUUAAUUUUAACUCUCCCUCUGAUUCAGUAGUAUAUGAGUGAUGGCUGCCUGGCAGACAGCUGAUUUUAUUUAUGUUUUAAGRAUUUAAGAAUGUUAUUUUUAAUAAAUGGCACCAUGGAUUGAUGUGAUUUUACAGGAAGCCUGUGUGACUGCUCACCAGGCUGUGGCAUUAGGGGGUAGCACAGCCUCCUUCUCUUGCUGCAAGAGCCAGGUAACAUUCUAAUGCUACGUUAAGUGUAAAUAAGUUAUAAGUUACAGGCCCUUGGGUCCCUGGCUGGAAGCAGUGAGUGAAAUAAGAGGGAGGAGGCUAUAACAGUGCCUUGUUAAACUGCAAAGCCAGCAGASAAAUGAAGCCUUAUUUUUUUAGGUUUUGGUUGUUGUUUUUUUAAAUAAAUAUUAUUUAGUCAUUGGAUUUUACUUAUUUGCAUGUGUAUGGGAAUGAAAUCUCUUGUGCUUUUGUAACGGGUCCCAAAUAUUCCAAGAAACAAAGUACUGGAAGGAAAAGCUUUGUAUUGUGUGACAUCAUGAUCUUGGCACACAUACUUGGAAUGCAAAAUAAAAAACAUAAAGGAGAUGCCUGUGCUUUAAGCAGGAAGAUUCCAGGGGAAAAGGAUGUUGACUGGGUAACAGGUUUUUUUUGUGUUUUGCAGUUAUAAGCUUAGAGAAGAGGUCUUUGUUUCAUUUGUUUCAUGUUUUCUGGCCUGUAUCUCUGGACCUACCCAGAAAUAAUUUCAGGUUUGUUUGACAGGGAGGCUUAAACCAAAACUGAKGAAUAGGCUUGUUCCACUUUCAGGAAAUUUAUUAGUAUUAAUUCAGAAAUAUACAGACCAAUAAAUACAAUGGCAUUCAGCAUGCAGAAACGCUGUGGAAGGAAAACAUGAACAAAAGUGGCCCUUCAUAGAAGGUGAUAAAUGAUUGAGAUUCUUCUCUGUCCCAAUUCUGGAAAUGCUGCAAAAGUCAGGACUAUGCAGAGUGAGAAGCACUCGAGUGGAAAAGAUUAGGAUAAGCCAGUCUUACAAACCUCGUCAUUAGCAACCAACACUUCUGCAAAUUCAAGUGAUGUGAAAGUCCAUAAAGUUCAAGGGAGCCUUACGGGUGCCUUCUCUGGAAAGCUUCUUUUAGUAGYAUUAGUUUCCAUUUUUCCUAAGAAGCCAUACAGUUCACACUGAGUUUUGCAGAAUCCAGAACAGGAAACCACAAGCUUAAAAACUAAUGUUAUACUUUUCUCUGAGAGAUUGUAAGUGGCUCCCACUCUACACGUAAGAAAAGAGUUAAAAAUCCAAAAUAAGUUAAUGUUGUGAAGAAAGGGUUUAAUGUUCAAGAGCAAAGUGAAGGGGGAUAAAAAGGGCUUCAACCUCCUAACUGGACUAAAGGCAGAGUCUGGCAACACUCUUGUUUCCCUGUCACUGAAUCUAUUAGAAAUAAAACCUGUUUUGCAUGUCACACCAUACCAGCUCCUCAGACUUCAUUAACAUUUCCAGAGAGGAGAAACAAAUCCCUAAACUAAAACUUACCAACUUAAAUGCUGCAGUCCCAGACAAUGAGAAGCACUUACUAGUUUUAAAAACAUAAAAUYUCUGGAAAUCUCUUAUUUUCUGGACAACAUGAGAUCUUUUUGCAUAGACCCAACAGUCAUGAGGUGAUUUGYAUUCAUGGCAGUUUCACAUAUCUCA